AUGGCAUUGAAAAGAAUAAAAAAGGAACUUGACGAUCUAAGAAAGGAUCCACCAGCUCAAUGCUCUGCUGGUCCUGUGAGCGAUGACCUAUUUCAUUGGCAAGCCACAAUAAUGGGGCCUCCGGAGAGUCCGUAUCAAGGAGGUGUGUUUUUUCUUACAAUUCACUUUCCAACUGAUUACCCGUUUAAGCCACCUAAACUAGCCUUUACAACUAGAAUCUAUCACCCAAAUAUUAACAGUAAUGGAAGCAUAUGCCUGGAUAUUCUAAGGUCACAAUGGUCACCGGCAUUGACGAUAUCGAAAGUGUUAUUGUCUAUUUGUUCUCUGUUAUGUGAUCCCAAUCCAGAUGAUCCUCUUGUGCCAGAAAUAGCAAGAGUGUUCAAAACUGACAAAGAAAAGUAUGGUGAAGUCGCUCGUGAAUGGACUCGCAAGUAUGCCAUGUAG
Molecule: messenger RNA, 444 nt
Organism: Limulus polyphemus (Atlantic horseshoe crab)
Lineage: Eukaryota; Metazoa; Arthropoda; Merostomata; Xiphosura; Limulidae
Product: ubiquitin-conjugating enzyme E2-17 kDa-like
Exons: 1
Coding region: 1-444 (147 amino acids)
Biological process (GO): protein polyubiquitination; ubiquitin-dependent protein catabolic process
Cellular component (GO): nucleus
Molecular function (GO): ubiquitin conjugating enzyme activity
Source: RefSeq, a predicted model, not a curated record